Eremomyces bilateralis CBS 781.70 is the source of this 1172-nucleotide messenger RNA. RefSeq lists its product as uncharacterized. The transcript has a single exon. Bases 190 to 1026 code for a protein of 278 amino acids. The record is from RefSeq and is a predicted model, not a curated record. NCBI's taxonomy places the organism in Eukaryota, Fungi, Ascomycota, Dothideomycetes, Eremomycetales, Eremomycetaceae.
GAAUUUCUACUCCUGUUCCAAGACAGCAAUCGUGAUCGAUACUGAGAGUUCUUUAGAGGAAGACUACGAGAAACAAGGAGGUCGUUCGGCCGUCAUAAGCAGAUUCAACACCGAGGUCCUCGUUAACCACCGGUCCACCGGCGCUCCCAAUCAACCUCAAGGUCAUCUUAAACCUCGAGCCUGCUCAUCAUGAACUAUCUAUCAGACCUGGCUCGACCGACCUCUCCGACACAUGCUUCACUAGCCGAUGUCCUCGAGGCAUUAAACCAGCAAAAUGCCCUGGACAAACAGGAUUCGAUCUACCCUAUCCCUCCUCAGCCACCGAACCACGAGGAUGAGCCCGAUGCGACGCAUCCAGUGACCGAAUACUCCCCUCCCACCUCCGAACCCGCACCGCCUGUCCAACUCCCCGAUGAUUUCGGUUCGCUACCACCCCUUCCGCCCGGUUGGUCUGCCCUCGCACCUCCCCCCGAAGCCUACUACGACUCCAUGGAGGACGCGAUCGAGGCGAUCCACUCCUGGACCAAAGCGCACGGCUACGACGUCUCCAAGUCCAAGCCGGUGAAGACGAAGCGCGACAAGCUGCUCUACCGCUACCUCCUCCGAUGCACGCGCUGCUCCAAGUCGAAGAACACCCGCAAGCUCAAGCCGGAGGAACGCCGCCGCACCAAGCGCGGCUCCCAGAAAUCCAACUGCCCCAUGGGCGUUUGGGUGUGCGCCGAGGACCGCAACGACCCGCAGCACUGCCGCUGGCUCGUCAAGCAUCAGGAGCGCCUGCAGAGCGUCUACCACGACCACCAGCCGUCGCAUCCGACCACGAUGCCGAACCACCGCCGCCGCGAGCGCACCGCGGAGAUCAAGAUGCGGAUCUUGGAGCUGCAGGAGGCGGGGUACAGCACGGCGCGCACGCUGGCGAUUUUACAGCAGGAUUAUCCGGAUAUGCAUAUCACGUCGCGCGAUAUCUAUAACGAGCGGCAGCAGAUUCGGAGGGACCAGCGGGGCGAGAGAGCGAUGCCGCAGGGAUGAUUCGCCGGAUUGAAGGCGUUAAUACCAUGGAUCCAGAAUACACGAAUAAUUGAGCCUCUCAACGCUGAAUCGCUGCGAGCAGGCAUGUUUUGUUACGCGGAGCGAUAUUCGCUUGUUCGAUUAUCCCAGUGAGAACAUGGGUUUGU